This is a messenger RNA of Physcomitrium patens, 6012 nucleotides long. RefSeq lists its product as uncharacterized. The record is from RefSeq and is a predicted model, not a curated record. Gene Ontology annotation, molecular function: methyltransferase activity; mRNA binding. NCBI's taxonomy places the organism in Eukaryota, Viridiplantae, Streptophyta, Bryopsida, Funariales, Funariaceae. Gene Ontology annotation, cellular component: nucleus; RNA N6-methyladenosine methyltransferase complex. Gene Ontology annotation, biological process: mRNA modification; methylation.
CGUGUUUCGGGAUACUCAUGGCAUUGGCGUCGCAGGAAACACUAACAGGAACGCAGAAGAAGCUUGUUGCUGCUUCUCGGGGUUGCUAAGAGGGUGGAACAUUGUUGAAGGUUUAUUAGCGAGGAGGAGGAGAAUGGGAGUGGUGUCUUAUGCUGCUGCAGGUUGAUUGACUGGUUGAUUGAGUGCACCACUUGACUGUGUUUUUAUUUAGGGUUUUGAUGAAUUUUCAAAUUGCGGACCAGUUUGGUUGUGAGCGGGGGACUCUGCCACUAAGUUUUGCGCUGGAAAAGGUGCAUCUCAUAAUUGGACAUGAAGUUGGGAGAGUUUGGGAGCGUCGUGGCUCCUUAGGGUCUUGGCGCAUAUUGGAGCAUAAAUGGGAAGUCCUGAGGGAAGUGGCAGGGACAAAUACUUGUUCAAGAGACGGAAGAGCGAGAGCUCACAUUAUUUGAAAUCUUGCGACUGGGAUGACGGAGAGGGCCACGAGGAGGACCUCAAGAAGUCAAAGAAGAGUAGCAAGGGCGAUCGGGAAAGAGACAAUGCAUGGGUGAAAGACAGGGAGAACGAGAGGGACAGGGAUAGGAGAGGGAGCAAGACCGGGUUGUUAGAGAAGGGAGGAGCAAGGACGAGUACUACGACGAAUGCGAAAAUCGGUUGCGGUCUUUUAGGGGGGACAGACACGAGGAGAGAGCGGAGAGAGCGGAGAGAGACGAUCGGGAACUCGUGGAAUCCCGAGCAGUGGGCAAUAAGAGACAGAAUCCGUCGGAGAGGGUAAGCAAGGAAAACGAAGUUGUUCUUAUUCAAGAAGCGAAGAUGAGUGGAGGAGCUGAUCAUGGCGCCGACUUCGCUAAGAGAAUAGUUCGGAAGCAUGACAGGUUCCAUGAGUUGGACGACGAGAACUUGCGGAAAUGUGACCCGCGUAUGGCAAAAUCACGGGAUAAGGAAAGAAGCAGCAGAAGAGAAACUCCGGCCGACAAAGGUGACGACGGUGAAGAUGAGAAAUACGGCAGGAGUGACUCUAGGACGACAAGAGCUGCUGCGCGCAUCAACUCGCAAGAAGACGAGAAAAGAACUCCGGAUUGGGGAAUCGCAAGGAGAGAGACGGGAGCGAUAUGUUGAAAGUUCUGGGAUGGAAAAAUAUUCUCGAAGUUCAAGUCGACAUGAAAAGAGCAGGGAGCAUUUUGGUAGGGACAAAGAUACAUGUGAAAGAGCUGUUCAGUGUCGUCGACAGCGAAGAAAGUGCUCCUGGUUUUUUGAGUUCAGAAGUGGUGCAUAAAUGGGAUCGUAAGCGCAAUGGUAGCGCAAAGGUGGGCGAGAAAGGAAUCAAGAGGCAAGAAACCCGAAAGGACUGGUCCAGUGGAAUCGUGCAGAUUGUAGAAGAGAUCGUUGUGGCAAGAUUGGAACAUCAAGAAAAAUUGAGGAGCUCUCCUGGGUCUCACGAGGAUGUUUCGGGGAUCACAAAUGAGAAAGCAAAUCCAGGUCAUGGCCGUCGAAAAGAGAAACUUCUUUCCCGAUGGGAUUAUCCUGAACCCAAAUUGGAAGUGGUAAUUGAAGCGAGUUCACAGGCAGGAACUGGAAUGGAGAGGAUAGAGAGGAAGUGGGGCGAACCUGAGCAGGAUAUUUUCAACAGCAGGGCGUUGGAGGUUGAACCCCGAGAAUUUGCUUCGAGGGAGUGACAAUGCGGAUGAGAUUGAGAGUGGAGAAAUGGAAGGAGGAUGCAAAUCUCUACUUAGCGAGAAAGUAAAGUGUAGUUCGCAGGUAGCCCAUGACGAGGAUUCUCAGGAUUUUAAGAAACUGGUAGCUCGUGGAGAAGCGGAACCAGGAGAAGGAGAAGGAGAAGGAGGUGGUGAUAAUGAGCUAAAGAAACCUGAACGGAAUCGCAGGGAGAAAGAGAGACUGGAAAAGGAGGAAUUGGAUGAGUGGGAGAAAAGUACACAUUACAGAGAAAAAAGGAGUGGAAACUGGUCGAAGGAAAAAUGCCAUUUUGAUCACACUCAGAGCAGAGACAAGUCAGAGUGGCGAGAUCUUAAAGUUGGAAACAAUCUUGAAGGUGAAAGGGAAGAGUCAGGCAACAAGAUACCUAGUUUAGGACGGCGACGUGGGAGAGAUACACUGGAAAGAGAAGAUUGUGAUUUAGGGGGCAGAUUUUUGGGAGGGGAUGACAGAGAGGGGGAACGGGAAAGAGAACAGAAAAAGGGGAGAGGAAUGGAAUGGCAGAGAGAGAGGGACAAAGGGAAAGAGAGAGAAAGAGAGCGGAAGAGGAGGGAUGAGCUUUAUUGGAAUGAUCAGCAACACAUAGGUUCUGAACGUUAUGACGACAGGUAUUGCGACCUAAACGGUGGGGGAAGGUCUACCGUUAAGGGAAGAGAAAAUAGAGGAUAUCGUGUGAAGGAAAAGUAUAGAUCACGAGGAACAGGUCGAGAGGAGCUGGAUGAUAGACACAGAAGGGUGAGUUGGGACAGAAGGGAAGAUGAAAGAACAGGGAAGUUGGCUUCCAAGGAGUCUACGCAUGGCUUCAUGCGGGAUAGUGCUGUGGCUAGAGAGAAGGUAGACGAAGAUGGCAGUAGGAGACCAAGGUGGGAUGAAGAGAAAGGGAAGAAAUCACUUUCGAGGGAUUCAAUUGAAGAGGCAAAGUUGAGUAGAAGUAAAGUUGAGGAUCUCGUAGAUAAGGUCCAUGCAACUGAAAAGGAUAGUGGUUCAGAUUUGCCCGAUGACCGGUGCAGGUUGAAAGGAAAGCAUGGAAGACCUGUGACGUCCCCUCAGAGCCCCGAUGAUAGAAGAGAGCUUUACAAAGGCGGGACGUGUGCGAUAUCAUCUCGAAGUCCUGAUGAUCGGAGAGAUCAUAGAAGUAGCAAAGCUAUCGCAAAUUCUCGUAGUCCUCAUGAUCGAAGAGUAGAGCGAUCAGAUUGGGAGGACGUAGAGCGGGACUGGUCAGAUGGUAGAGAAGAGUAUGACAGAGCGAAGAGCUGCAAAAAACGCGGGACUCAUAAUAGGGAUUACGACAGCAGCGAGAGAGAGCAUGACAGGUAUAGAAGUAGAGAAGGGACUUAUGAUCGGAGCUGGGAAAGAAGAAAAGAAAUAGAUAAGGUGGAUAAUGCAGGCCGAUCCUAUGAACGGCAUCAGAAUCACAGGAAAGGUAAUAGGGAUGCUGUAAGGGGCAGAGAUUCAAAUUUCCAAGUGGAGCAAGAUAUUUGCGAGUCGAAAAAGAGACAUGAUAUUGCUGAUAGAGAGAAGCCGGAUGGGCGGAUGUCGGAACGAGAGAGCAGCGAACGGAACCGGAUGGACCGGGACCUAGUGGAGAGAUUGAGAAAUACGCAGGGAUUUGCUUCGAUGAGUGAUAGCACUGGGCCAGGCCGCCAAUUGCCUCUCAAUUAUGCAGAGCCUGGACGUGGAUUCUGCUCCCAUGGAGGUCCUUACAUGCCAUCAGGUGAUUACUUUGGCGGUGUGGGGAUGAUUGAUUGGGAUGGCCCGACGAAAGACGAUAGAAUACCACCAAGAGAAGGUAUCUUUCUGAGAGGCGACGAUCGGUUUAUGGACAAUGAUUAUCCAGUAGGCCAUGAUCCAGAUUAUGGUCCCGGGAGAGGAGCUGCAGGCGACGGAGGGAUGAGCUGCAAUCCCCAUCCCGGUAGAGGCCGGGGUUCAAAAGUCUUACCGAACAAUAGAGGUCGGGGAGGCAUGUUGGGCCACGAAGGAAGACUUCUUUUCAAUAACAAUCAUUCUGGUCCCAUGCUCAGAGGGAUGCAACAUCAGCAGCAACUACAAUGUGGUAAGAUGCGAGGUCCUAGAGGUGGACCAAAAGGUGCGAGAGGUCAUUGCCGGGAAUUGCAGCGGCCGAGCGUCAAUCCUCUUCUCAUGGGUCCAGGAAUUAGCCCUCGCUACGGUCCAAUGGGUCCUCAAGGAUUAAUGCCUGGUAUGAAAAUGGGACCAGGAUCAGGGCCGGGUCCAACUCCUGGUCCCAACCUGAGCCAAAUUCCUUUGCUUCCAUUUGGAGGGCCCAUGUUUUGGGGGAUCGGUCCUGGAAGUAUCGAUGUGGGAAUGAUGGGGUGCCCACCAGGCCAUGCUCCAGUGAUAGGUCCUGGUCCUGGUGGCCUGGGUCCAAGAUUUGGGCCAGGUAUAGUUCCAGGCCCAGGAUCUAAGAUGUUUUUCAAUCCGCCUGGGCCAGGGAGAGGAAGUCAUGGAGUUAUGUCUAUUGUUUCAUUUGGUGGAAGCGCACCACCUUUCAGUGGACAAAGUGGUGGAGGAGGACGAGGCCAAAUUAGUGACAGAGGUCCACCUGGGGGUGGAAGGGGAUUAGUUGGAAGGGCAAGUGGGCUACCAGGAAGAGGUCCUUCCAGAGGAGAACAAAACGAUUACUCUCAGCAUUUUGUUGAUACAGGUUUGCAACCUCAGAACUUCAUUCGAGAUGUGGAACUUGCCGAUCGAUUCGAAGAGUUCCCAAAGCUGAAAGAGCUGAUAACUAGGAAGGAUCAACUCAUCGCAAAGAGAGCAACACCCCCAAUGUACAUGCAGUAUGAUCUUCGAACAACAGAUUUGUCCCCCGACGUAUUUGGGAUCAAGUUUGAUUUGAUACUUGUGGAUCCUCCUUGGGAGGAGUAUGUUCGUCGAGCUCCAGGCAUUGGACAUUCAAUGGAAUGGUGGUCAGCUGAAGAGAUUCAAAAUCUUCGUAUUGAGGCUAUUGCGGAUACACCUGCAUUCAUUUUCUUAUGGGUUGGGGAUGCUGAAGGUCUCGAGCAAGGGCGUUUGUGUCUUAAGAAGUGGGGGUUCCGGAGAUGUGAGGACAUAUGCUGGGUAAAAACUAACCGGGAAAAUCCUACUCCAGCCCUGCGUCACGACUCCAACACUCUAUUUCAACACUCUAAAGAGCAUUGCUUGAUGGGGAUAAAAGGGACAGUGAGGCGCAGCACCGAUGGUCAUAUUAUACAUGCGAAUGUGGACACGGACAUCAUAAUUUCGGAAGACCCAGAAUAUGGGUCUACACAGAAGCCCGAGGAGCUAUAUCAUAUCAUCGAACACUUCGCACAAGGGAUACGGCGCAUCGAAUUAUUUGGAGAAGACCAUAACAUCCGAUCUGGAUGGGUCACCGUAGGGAAGGGCCUCACUUCAUCUAAUUACAAUCCUCAGACAUAUGCUAAAAAUUUCACUGAUUUAGAGGAAAAAGUUUGGCAAGGUGCCCGUGGCAAUCCUGUGAUUGACGCUCCUCAUCUAGUUGGAACUACUCCAGAAAUUGAAGCUUUACGCCCCAAGUCUCCACCUCCAAGACCUCAAGCUCAGCCAUUCGGACAGGGUUAUGGUGGGAAUUCUCUCUCACAGCCUUCUGCGGGGAACUCCGUUUCGAAAAAGACCUCCACAGAACAGGCAGGUGGUAUUCAGAAUGGACACCCUGUCGCGCUAAUACCUGGUGCUGGACAUGGUUCUGUCAAUCCACCAGGAACAGGAUCUGUUGUGAUUGGACAGUCUCCUCAUGCGGGUGGUCGUGGAGGAGGACACGGUCAAAUUCCCAAAAUUUGCCCCAUCCUUCCUGGGCCCUUGACAAAGGCACAAGGAGCUGCCCCAGGUAUAGUUAGAUCGGGGGGAGACGUGCAGGAAGCAACCUCAGCGGAGGACGUUCUUCACUGUCACCACAUAAAUGAUUGAGGCCUUCAGAGGUCCGGCCAUUCAAGGUUGGAUUAAAUCGUGAAUCUUCUUUUAACAGAACAAUUUUUUUAUGAAAUUUUGUCUCUGAACAAUUUCACAUCCGGUGGUUAUGCCAAUGUAUAAACACUUGAUUUUAAAUCGUAGACUUGCAUAGAACUUAUUCGUCAAUGUAGACACUUUUUAACUCUCAAGGCAAGCAAUUGAUAGGAUUUAUCUGGGUUGCAAACUGCGAUCCUGUCUUUUGGCUUGUUAUUCGUCAGGCCUUUGACUGAGAAUGUUUUCGUGAAAUGAACGAGUUAUAUCAAUCAAAAUAAUGGCAGUGACUUCCGUUAAAAGUAAGGUAAAUCCAGUGUCAGAUGCUGCCCACUUUUUUAAUUUGAA